Molecule: messenger RNA, 1191 nt
Organism: Aspergillus pseudotamarii
Lineage: Eukaryota; Fungi; Ascomycota; Eurotiomycetes; Eurotiales; Aspergillaceae
Exons: 4
Coding region: 428-1099 (223 amino acids)
Source: RefSeq, a predicted model, not a curated record
AAUAACUAGACAAAUGCGGGGUAUCACGCAUGAAACGAUAGCAGCAAUUCGAUUUCGAUUUGGGCCUCUUCUCAAUACUGCACCGCUGCGCAGUUUCAUUAUCUUCUAUCUGACGGACUGACCGGGCAACACCAUGCAAUUGUGAAAACUCACUAGACUAUCAAAAGCAUCGCCAAAGUAUGAAGGCAGAGAAUGGAAAUUGGGAAGGCCAAAGAAAAGCGAAAAGACUGUUUUAUCAACCAAAACACCACCCAACUCUAUGGAUUUCCCGUGAAGGAACUAUUUGAUGCGGAGUGACUUGCGGCCAGAACGCGGAGUCACAUGAGUUUGUUGUGUUUGCCUCCGUCGUCAUAGGUAAAUGGAUGGUCGAAGAUUAAUCCUUACCCCCAACUACUUCAACGCCUUACUCAAUUGAAGUCAUUUCAAUAUGUUUGCGUUUAGGACUUUCGCCCGUAAUACUCCUAGUCUGUCAAGAUGGUCACAGGUCCGGAGUGUCUCGACAUUGGAAGGUCAUCCCCACAUUUAUGUUUUCCCAUCUAAUGGGAGCCACAUCUUGUCAUUGUUGCCGUCAGAGCCUCCAAACUCUAGAUUGUCCAUUGGCGUCACCUCUAAACUGCCCCCUACGACGGACUCCUUUAGGGAGAACCCGGAAUUCCUGAAGAUCCUACAGGAUGUGGUCUCCAAGUAUGGACACCAGGACCCGGACGCUGUCUCCCAAGCCCAGGUGAUGGCGUCUACAUCCGGCGCUAACUUGGGCUCUGGUGGUGUCCUAUUGACGGGUGGGCGUGCCAGAAGACGGCACAGUGCAGCAGAUUCCAGCGGUGGAGCGAGCGGCCAAGGUGGUGCUGGAUCUGCCGGGCGAGGAGGCUGGAUACACAUUUCGGACAACCGGCGGCCACCCGAGUAUGGCCGGAUUGCAUGGCCCGAAGAUAUCUUUGGAAGUCUUGAGGUCGAUGGUGACGGUAGUUUCGUGGGAAGCAACGGAAAUUAUCAGCCAAGCGGUACUUAUAGGAUCGUGACUCGGGAUGGAAUUUUGGGUUUGAGUCCAUUCCUUAGAGAAAAGUUGGUACAGAGGCUGCGUCAACAGGAGAGUCAAUAGCGGACGCAUUGAGAAGCCAUGUACAUUAUUCGACUAUAUUUUAUUGAACUUGAUAAUAAUUAUGACUAAACUGCAGGCCAGUUUGGUUAGAA